Messenger RNA from Fusarium subglutinans, 330 nucleotides. RefSeq lists its product as uncharacterized. The coding region runs from base 1 to 330 and encodes 109 amino acids. The record is from RefSeq and is a predicted model, not a curated record. The transcript is spliced from 2 exons. NCBI's taxonomy places the organism in Eukaryota, Fungi, Ascomycota, Sordariomycetes, Hypocreales, Nectriaceae.
AUGCUUUACUCCGUUAUCGUGAACAUUGCCAUAUUCCCUUUUGCGGCAAUGGCCCUUCUUACUGCUCGAGAUGCGAUCCACGCCGAUGACCUCGAACGUUAUGAUGAAGUCAUGAAGACUAUCGCCGGCAACCAGAUUCUUAACUUUUAUCCAGACAAUCUGGUAAUUAAGCUCGACAUCCAUGAGUACCCAGCCGAACAGAUUGUCCGGUCCGAGGUGUUCAAGCCAAGCCGAGAUGCCGAUGCAUACUUCAAACAAGAGGAAGAACUAGCCAAAGAGUAUCUUCAACAAUAUUCUGGGAACGAACAGUGUAAUCUAGAGGAAUAUUGA